AUGUCCGAGUCAGCCUAUACUGUCGUCAUCCACGGCAAAGAAUCAACCGGGAAACCCACUCUCAUCCCGGCCCUCAGAGCAGCCGGUCAGGUUGAAUAUGCACGUGAGGAUGAGAAUCCCACGCUCGAAGAUGCCAUCGUGGUCGGGUCCUUCGAAAAUUUCACAUUACAGCUUGCCGGGGUUGACUGUGCUACCCUCUCCACUUCGUACACAGACAAAGAUGGGGUCCACCAAGGAAUCACAAAUUUUCGGGGACUAGCCGCAUUCUACGAUCCGCCCGUCGUGGAUACGGGAAAGAAGAGCGUCUCCGACAUCGUCUCCGACAUCAUUGCUCUCACCGGCAACACCGAGAUUCCCGCACUUUCCCUCGGGCUUUCCUUGAGCAUAAUGACGACGCUGAUGCUUUGGCCGAUCGCUGCCUGUUGUUCAAACAGGAAGAUAUUCUUCUGCUGGCCACUCUGGGAUCAUUCUACGAGUCACAAUUUCUACCAAAACCUGGCUUUGUUGCUGCUAGUGACUGAACACUGA
Parastagonospora nodorum SN15 is the source of this 528-nucleotide messenger RNA. RefSeq lists its product as hypothetical. The record is from RefSeq and is a predicted model, not a curated record. The transcript is spliced from 2 exons. NCBI's taxonomy places the organism in Eukaryota, Fungi, Ascomycota, Dothideomycetes, Pleosporales, Phaeosphaeriaceae. The coding region runs from base 1 to 528 and encodes 175 amino acids.